UGUGUAAAACCCAAAACCCCGCGACGUUUGCCCCUUGCCGCCGGCGCUUCCCGCCGCUCCUCUGAUUCUUAACCCGUGUCAAACCCCACUCUCUCUCUCUCUCUCUCUCCGUCACUGUCAUCUUCGACUCAGGCUUGGACCUUGGUGCUCAAUGGCAGCCUACGGCAACUUCGGUAACAUGUACGACAUCUCCCUGAAGCCGCGGCUGCUUGCGACGCUCCUGAGGGAGCAUGUCCCGGACGAUUCGCGUCCCUUCUCGGACCCCUCGGAGCUCGCUAGCGUGGCCGCUACGCUCAGAGUCCAUAAGUUGUUGUCCGAGUCGGUCGAGGAUUCCACGGACAAGAAGUUGGUCGAGAGCUGGAAGAAGGCGGUGGAUGCUUGGGUCGACCGGCUGCUGCUCCUGGUGUCUAGCGACGUGCCAGACAAAUGUUGGGCAGGAGUCUGUUUGCUGGGCAUAACUUGCCAAGACUGCAGCUCUCACCGUUUCUUGGCAUCUUAUUCUUCUUGGUAUCAGAAACUUCAUGCGCAUGUUCAGGCACCAGGGGUUUCCAAGUUUGUGAGAGUGGCAUCCAUUGCCUCACUUUCGGACUUGUUUACAAGGUUAGGUCAGUUUCCCAACGUGAAGAAAGAUGGUAUUAGUUUUUCUGGGAAGCUAAUUCAACCAUUUUUGAACCUUUUAGAUGAAGAUGGAUCGGAGGCUCUAUGGGAUGGAGGAACUAGUAUGUUGUGCACCAUUAUAUGUUACUUUCCCUCUGCCAUCCAUCGCCAUUAUGACAGUGUCGAGUCAGCUAUUGCUUCAAAGAUAAUGUCAGGGAAGUGCAGUACUUGCUUGUUAAAGAAGCUUGCUCACUGCUUAUCAAUUCUUCCCCAAUUAAAAGGAGAUGAGGAGACCUGGUCUUUACUGAUGCGGAAGAUCCUUCUUUUAAUCAAUAGUCAUCUGAAUGAUGCCUUUCAAUGCCUAGAGGAAGAAACCAAAAGCACCAAAAUUGUCAACUUAUUGGUUCCACCAGGAAAAGAUCCCCCAACACCCUUAGGAUGUCGGAACUCUUCUGACAAAGCAGCUGUUGAGGCCACAAAAAGACCGAAGAGAUUGCUAACAUCCAGUGUGUCUGCUUUUAUACUUUGUGGUUGUGAGAUGCUUACAAAUCCUUAUCCUGUUCAGGUGAAUAUUCCUGUUAAAGCAGUGUUAGCCCUUAUAGAAAGAGUGCUAACGGUGGAUGGCUCUGUCUCUCAAAGCUUAUUGCCCUUUGUCACGGCCACCCAACAAGAAUCUCUCUGUUCAGAGCUUCCAAUGUUUCAUUCCGAUGCAUUGGAUCUGCUAAUUGGAUUGACAAAAGGAAUGCGCAGUCAAAUGUUGCCUCAUGCUGCAUAUAUUGUCCGACUUAUUAUGAGAUAUUUCAAGAACUGCUCAUUGCCAGAGUUAAGGGUAAAGCUCUACUCAAUCAUAAGAACUUUGCUGAUGUCCAUGGGUGUAGGUAUAGCAAAAUUCCUGACGCAGGAAGUAAUCAACAAUGUUUUCAUUGAUUUGAAUCCUGAUCAUCAAAAUGACGUUGCUUUUCCCAUCACCCUGUCGAGGGCCAAUGAAGUGUCAUACCCAAAUAGGAAAAAAAGGAAGCAUGCUUCUGCAGCUAGAUCUUUAGAGGAUAAGAAUGAAACAGGCUUUGGAGAAGCACCCAAGAAUCAUCUGGUGGUACCUGCCAGUGUCAAGAUAGCUGCACUGGAGGCAUUAGAGGUUCUUCUUACUGUGGGUGGUGCUCUGAGGUCCGACUCUUGGAGGAAAAAUGUGGAUACACUCUUGAUUUCAGUAGCAGCAGAUUCAGUUCAUGAUGGAUGGAACAUUGAGGAAAAUAGCAUCUGCAUGCCCAAUGAACUAAUAUCUAUGAUGGAGAAAUUGCAACUUGCUGCCUUGAGGGCACUAUUGGCAUCACUUCUUUCCCAAUCUCAUGUGCGGCCCGCAAAUAUCGCCAGAGGUCUCGAGCUCUUUCAAAGAGGAAGACAAGAAACAGGGACGAUGGUAGCUGAAUUUUGCGCACACGCUCUUUUAGCUUUGGAAGUACUUAUUCAUCCUCGGGCACUUCCUCUGGAAGAUUACUCACCCGCCACCACUGACUCUUUUGGAGGAUUUUCCCGCAGAUUCGCAGAAAAUGUGCACUCUAGUGGCCAGCCCAUAGUUGCUUUUUCACAAAGGACCGAGCUUGCUCUGCCUGAUUCGUAUGAUGAUGAGCUCCAUAGCAAGUGGCUUCAAAAUCAGGAAAAACCUGACACUCCAUUAGAUGAGCAGGUUAAGAAAGCUAAGUACAGCAAAGAGAGCGGUGACUCAUCCCGAGCGAUUAGCACGGUAAAGGAACAUGACUACUCAUUAGAUAAAAGCACUACCGAGAAAAGUAAGACGUCGCCACCUGAAGUAGAUACAAAUGACAUGGAAAUGGAAGACAGGAAUCCUAAUAUUGUGAAAUCACCAAAGCACGGAGAGUCAACUAGGAAAGUUCAAGAACAUCCACAACAGGAACCUGUGCUGAUUCCUUGUAUAGCGACUGCUUCUAAAUGUGCUGAAAGAGAUACCAAAACAGAUCCAUCGAGCAGUGGUGCUGUAGAUCAUGAAAAUAGAGAAGAUGGAUUAGAGGGAAAUGUUGUUGUAACUCCAGGGGAUGGCAUUUCCGCUUCAGGUGAAAUGGUCAUGCUGGGGACUUUAGAUUCUGGAAAGGGCAAGGAGAUAAUUGUUAAUCCGGAUGACGAAUCAUCUGUGGAUGUUUUUCCCGAUAUUAUUGAUGUAGAACCAGAUUCGGAUGAGGAAUAACUAUGAUUCACAUGAUGGAGGGAUGGAGGCACGUUUUUCAGGGCAUAAAAGGCAGAACAGAAACAUAAGAGUCGAAUCUUUAAUUAAUUUAGUAAUCAAUUUGAGUUUUGUCUCGCCCUUGUAGUUACCAUAUAUCAAUUUCUGUAUCAGCUUUGGAUCCCAUCCUGUUGUGGUAGAAGUGCAUUCCUAACUGUGUCUCAUC
This is a messenger RNA of Rhodamnia argentea, 2999 nucleotides long. RefSeq names its product proline-, glutamic acid- and leucine-rich protein 1. The coding region runs from base 152 to 2797 and encodes 881 amino acids. The record is from RefSeq and is a predicted model, not a curated record. The transcript has 13 exons. Gene Ontology annotation, cellular component: nucleus. NCBI's taxonomy places the organism in Eukaryota, Viridiplantae, Streptophyta, Magnoliopsida, Myrtales, Myrtaceae. Gene Ontology annotation, biological process: rRNA processing.